CCACAGCAGUGGAUGGCUGUAGAGUUUAGUAGUUCAUUGUCAUGCGGUUGUACGGUAUUAUAUUGCGUUUUCUGUGUAAUAUGUAAGUGAUUUGAUGGUGGAGACAGGAAAUCACGGAAAGACGCAUAUUGAGUGUGUGGAUUAGGAGAGCACUCAUGGACUCCAAGGGAACUAGUUGGCUGAAAAAAGGGAAGAAUGAAGUAUAUGCUGAACCAGGCUCCUUGGUUCAGUUACGCACAUCCACCAUGAAAGUAAAAGAAGAAUUGGAUGAGCAAGUGAACCAACAGUUUCUUCAAGAUCCACCAAGGAUUGUAAUGCCUAGUCUUCGUAUAAAGCAAGACCUAGAACUGAAACGGGAUUUAGAUGGCAUUGAGCAUGAUGUAAGUUUUCACUUCAAUCAUGCAUUGUGCAUGAAGUACUGUAUGAAUAUCAUGAAAUGCAUUGGGUGCAGUAAAUUCCAGUGACCAUAAAUGAUGAAACAUUAAAACCGAGGAUAUUAGCACUUCUCCAGAAUUUUUAUAAUAUUUCAAUUGACUGUAGGUAUAUUGUUCUGUUGUGUGUAAUGGUAUUUGAAUGAAACUUGUAGGAAACAUAAGUUUAUUAACUGUAACACAUGGUAAUUUUAUUGUACAUGUAAAUAAUAAAUGUCUCAAAUUUGUUCAUGGAACA
Molecule: messenger RNA, 669 nt
Organism: Schistocerca cancellata (South American locust)
Lineage: Eukaryota; Metazoa; Arthropoda; Insecta; Orthoptera; Acrididae
Exons: 4
Coding region: 156-464 (102 amino acids)
Source: RefSeq, a predicted model, not a curated record